This is a messenger RNA of Symbiodinium necroappetens, 395 nucleotides long. The record is from the annotation of a GenBank genome assembly. NCBI's taxonomy places the organism in Eukaryota, Dinophyceae, Suessiales, Symbiodiniaceae.
GCAUUGCAGGCAGAGAGGACGUCAAGGCAGAGGCGGAGCCGAGUUGCCUCAAGGCGUCUGAUUUCGGCUUCGAAGAGGACGAGUGGCCGGAGGAGGCUGAUCUGCAGGAAUCGAGCCCGUCCAGUCCAUCAACUCCUCGUGGCGAGGCUGAGCCGCGCCCGGAGGGGGUGAAUGGAGAUGAGGAUCACGAGGCACCGCCGACAUGCCAGGUCUCGGAGAGAAGAGUCGUGGAGGCGGAGCCAAAGGCCGUGGUGACCAGCCCAUUUGUUGGAGGCUAUCAGCCCAGUCAAACUGAGGAGGCCGCCCGAAUCGCUGCGGACCUGCGCCUCUUGCAGCUUGAGGCCGCCAGGAGGUCAUUCAGAGGUCGGGCGCGUCCAAACCCUGUUCUUGAAUAA